AUGGAAACGCGGGAAUCCCACGUGACGGUAUCACAUAAGCAUCACGUGCCAGCCCUAUCAAACGCCGACGCCGACGCCGACGCCGACGCCGAAGACCGGAGAUCACGCCAUGUGGCCACGCGCAUCCAGCAUCCAGCAGCGAGUCUCGCGAGAAUCUCUUUGCACCACACCUCACAAAUGCAGCGCAGCUUGCGGUUAGCGGGGGCGGCGCGCUCGUUCGCGACGGCGGCAGCGGCGCCUGUCAGCUCGGCGACGGCGAGCCACAAGGUGGUGGUGGUUGGCGGGGGAGCAGCCGGGCUGGCGAUCAGCCACCAGCUGCUGGGGACGGGCAAGUUCAAGCCGGAGGAGAUCGCGGUGGUGGACCCGGCGAUGUGGCAUAACUACCAGCCUGGGUGGACGCUGGUAGGCGGUGGUCUGAAGACCAAGGAGGAAGGGCGGCGGCGACUGAGCAGCCUGGUGGACAAGAAGCUGAAGCUGUACACGUCCGGGGUGGCGACGUUUGCGCCCGAGGAGAACAGCAUCACGCUGGCGAACGGCGACCGUGUGGGCUACGAGCAGCUGGUUGUUGCUCCGGGCAUCCAGGUCGACAACACCAGCAUCAAGGGUCUCCCUGAGGCGCUGGCGAACCCGGACGCGCCCGUCUCGUCGAUCUACAGCUACGACAGCGUCGACAAGGUGUACCCGAGCAUCAAGAAGCUGACCAAGGGUCGCGCCAUCUUCACGCAGCCGGCAGGCGUGAUCAAGUGCGCCGGUGCGCCGCAGAAGAUCAUGUGGCUGGCACUCGACCACUGGAAGGAAGCCGGGCUAUACAAAGCAGGGGGAGAGGCAUCGCAGUCGGCGAUCCAGAUCAGCUUCGCGACGGGGCUGCCCACCAUGUUCGGCGUGCCCAAGUACAGCGCGACGCUGGAGAAGCUGCGCCAGGAGCGCGGCGUGGAGGGACUGUUCCAGCACGACCUGGUGGCGGUCGAGGGCAACACGGCGGUGUUUACACGGGUGGGCAGCGAGCCCGGCAGCGAGCCGGUGCGACGUGAGUUCGAUCUGCUGCACGUCGUGCCCAAGAUGGGCCCGCACGCCUUCGUCAAGAACAGCCCGCUCGCCGACGGAGCGGGCUACGUGGCCGUCGACAACGCGACGACCCAGCACGUCAAAUACGCCAACGUGUGGUCUGCGGGCGACGCGUCCAGCCUGCCGACCUCCAAGACUGCCGCGGCUGUGACGGCCGAGUCGCCCGUGCUGGUGCACAACCUGCUGCUCGCCAUGCAGGGCAAGGCCCCCGAGGCCGUGUACGACGGAUACACGUCCUGCCCGCUGCUGACGGAGUACGGCAAGGUCCUGCUCGCCGAGUUCAAGUACGCGGGCGUGCCCAAGGAGACGUUCAACAAGUGGUUCGGCAUCGACCAGGCGAUCCCGCGCCGCGCGUUCUACCAUCUCAAGAAGGACUUCUUCCCGUGGGUCUACUACGAGUCCAUGGUCAAGGGGACCUGGGGAGGGCCCAAGGGGUGGUUGUAG
Messenger RNA from Penicilliopsis zonata CBS 506.65, 1509 nucleotides. RefSeq lists its product as hypothetical. The transcript is spliced from 2 exons. Gene Ontology annotation, cellular component: mitochondrion. Bases 1 to 1509 code for a protein of 502 amino acids. Gene Ontology annotation, molecular function: FAD binding; sulfide:quinone oxidoreductase activity. The record is from RefSeq and is a predicted model, not a curated record. NCBI's taxonomy places the organism in Eukaryota, Fungi, Ascomycota, Eurotiomycetes, Eurotiales, Aspergillaceae.